AUGGCGUCAUCGAAGGAAACCUAUUGUUUGUGUGGUCAACCAUAUAAUAUUGGACAAUUUAUGAUAGAAUGUGACUGCUGUCGUGAAUGGUUUCAUGGCAGCUGUGUGGAUGUUAAAAUAUAUCACUCCGACGACAUAGAUAAGUAUCACUGUCCAAAAUGUGCGCAGACUUACGGCCCUUCAGUAUUAAAAGUUCCGACAAACAAUCACCGCGCGGACCGCUACGAGCUGGGCGCAGAAGCCCGGCCGUCGCAGGUGGGCACGCCGGCCUGGGUGCGUGCGCUCGCCGCGCGUCCCAUGCGCCCCACCACGGCCGCCCUUCAGCGGCUGAGCCCGCACCAGUUCACUGAGGAAUUUAUUAGGGAUAAUGGUUUCACAAGACCAGUGACUUUCGUAACCACAGAGGGACUAGACAUGAAGAUACCAAAUUCAGCCACAUUUACAGUUAGGUCCGUUCUACGAUUUUGUGGUGCACAGCUUGAGGUUGAAGUGAUAGACGUUCGGAAACAAUCGACACUUCGUAUGCCGCUUGGUGAUUUUGUGGACUACUUUGAAACUCCACCUGAACAUCGGGAUGAGAAAGUCCUCAAUGUGCUCAGCCUGGAGUUUAGUGAGACUAACAUGUCCCGCUGCGUGGACCCGCCGCUGGUGGCGCGCGCGCUGGACUGGGCGGGCGCGGUGUGGGGGGGCGCGCGCGAGCUGCCCCCCGCGCCCCCCGCGCCGCACGUGCGCAAGUACUGCCUCAUGUCGCCCGCCGGGGCCUACACCGACUUCCACGUCGACUUCGGCGGCACCACCGUCUGGUACCAUGUUCUGCACGGACGUAAGAUAUUCUACCUGAUCCCCCCCACGUCAACGAACCUGGCUCUGUACCAACAAUGGUGUGCAGCGAACAACCAGAACGAGCGCUUCUUCGGUGACGUGGUGGAGUGGUACGGCACUGCCGAGGUGUCGGCCGGACAGACGCUGUUCAUUCCGAGCGGCUGGAUACACGCCGUGCUCACCCCGUGUGACUCUCUCGUCUUUGGAGGGAAUUUUCUGCAUUCUUACGCUAUUGAGAUGCAGUUGCAGAUCUACGAGAUCGAGCGGCGCGUGGAGACUCCGACGAUGUUCCGCUACCCGCUGUUCGAGGCCAUGCACUGGUACGCAGGCGCGCACCUGCUGUCCGCGCUGCGCAGACACAACGAGGAGACGCAGGAUGAAGAGUUUACCCUCAGUGAGAGUGUAUCAGCGCUGCCGGCGUUACCCCCACUGUUGCUGCGCGGAAUCAAGAUACUAGCUAAUGCGCUUAAGGAGUGGCACGCCUUGAAGGCUACGGAUACAUCGAAGCGUGACAACGUCCCUAAAUGCCUGAACUCCGGACAACUCGUACGGGAACUAUGUAAAGAGCUGAGGACAUUGGAGAAACGCUCUACGAGCACUGCUAGUAAAGAUAAGGAUUACAAAAUCAAAAACACAUCGCCAAACAAAUCUCACUCCAAGAAACAGGUGAACAGUUCUAAGAAAUCUAUGAAGCUCACCCUACCCAAGCCUAUAAUGCACAUGACACAAAACGGAGAAUUCGUGGAGGAGAAAGUUUAUGCUGAUAAGUUUUUCAUAGAAAAUAAGGAAGUAAUCUAUCAAGAACGAUACGUACCUCAAGAAGUAAUACGUACUAAUGGACUACCAGAGACUAAGUUUGUAAUUGACAGCAAAGAUGUAGUGAUACAAGAGAAAUAUCCAUAUCAAACAUACGAGGAGGUUCCAUAUCACGAUGGUAAUGGCUAUGUCGAUCGAGUGGAUAAGAAGAAUGCGAUCAAGAUUAAAAUGAACAACUCACCAUCAUCAUCAAGAGACGAAGCGCCUCCUCCCUAUUCCCUCCCCGAACAUUCGAUCCUCAAAUCCCACUUAAUACGUUCAGAGCAACGUCCUACAUUAAAGCCAAUCCAUCAGUGGACUAUAUCUAAGAAGGACAUAGGUGAUUACCAUGAGGAACAAAUAUUGUUCACCAACGAAAAUGUUCAAGGCACGUUGAGGAUGGAUGGACAGGAAAUGACCUAUGGACCUGGUAUGUACUCAGCGGAGGACAUACAGCAAGACUAUCAGUACUCAGAGUCGGCAAAGCCGGGCUCGUACCAGCCCGCCGAGUAUGGGUACCAGCAGCCGCAGGACAUCGCCUACAGCGUCGACAACUACCAGCGAUACGAAGAGGUCUUGCCUGCGACUGUACAUCAACAAACGGCAAGUUAUAGUAACGUGGCGGUGCAAGAGACAGUAAACGGCACGUAUCACAAUCUACCGACGUACGACGCUGCGAUCGCUCACCAAUAUUCGGCUACCACUAACUAUGUUGUUGAGGAAACGAAACCUGGGUUAAUACAAACACAGCCGACAGCGCCAGUCCGCCGCUCAGAACGUCCAGUAAGGCGGCGGGUAUCAAACACUUACGACUACGAAGACUCGGACCUAUAUAUCGACGACACGCCUGCCCCGAGACCGCGGAAGAGCAAACAUACCAAACAUUCUUCUUACAGACAGAGUAAUGCGGCAGCGUCGAACCCGUCGAGCGCAGGAACCAGCUACAGCCGGGCGGCGCGGCCCGCCCCCGCCAACGGCAUCGAGUCGCUCAUACAGGCCUCCGUGCUCGCCGAGGAGGAGCAGCCCGCCAACGACACCGAGGACGCGGCGGUGGAGGGGAUGCUGAGCAUAAGCGAGCGGUUCGAGGCACCCGUGGCGACGUUCGGCGUGGCGACGGCCGCCGCCGAGCGCGCGCGCGACAAGCGCCGCAAGCCGCCGCCAGACGACCUCGCCGACGAGGAGGACGUCAUCAAGGAGGUGCACCGGGACGACGAGUAUGUAUAUCCGUCGUUAGAAAUGAGUUCGGACGAAGACGAAGAGUGGACGGCGUCAAAACGGCGGAGAAACGCGAGAAACAGGGUAGAUUCAAAGUCAAAGGGUGAAAAGGACGAGUCGUGGUCUCCGCGCGCGCGGCUGGGCCGGCUGGUGCCGCGCCUGCGCACGGCGCGCGCGGGCGUGCGGCGCGAGUGCGUGCGCGCCGCGCUGCACGCCGCCGCCGCGCGCCCGCCCCACGCGCACCGCGACAGGGACCAGCCGCACCAUCAGGUAACGCACCCCUCUCCCCUCUCCUCUCCGCGCGCGCGGCUGGGCCGGCUGGUGCCGCGCCUGCGCACGGCGCGCGCGGGCGUGCGGCGCGAGUGCGUGCGCGCCGCGCUGCACGCCGCCGCCGCGCGCCCGCCCCACGCGCACCGCGACAGGGACCAGCCGCACCAUCAGGUAACGCACCCCUCUCCCCUCUCCUCUCCGCGCGCGCGGCUGGGCCGGCUGGUGCCGCGCCUGCGCACGGCGCGCGCGGGCGUGCGGCGCGAGUGCGUGCGCGCCGCGCUGCACGCCGCCGCCGCGCGCCCGCCCCACGCGCACCGCGACAGGGACCAGCCGCACCAUCAGGUAACGCACCCCUCUCCCCUCUCCUCUCCGCGCGCGCGGCUGGGCCGGCUGGUGCCGCGCCUGCGCACGGCGCGCGCGGGCGUGCGGCGCGAGUGCGUGCGCGCCGCGCUGCACGCCGCCGCCGCGCGCCCGCCCCACGCGCACCGCGACAGGGACCAGCCGCACCAUCAGGUAACGCACCCCUCUCCCCUCUCCUCUCCGCGCGCGCGGCUGGGCCGGCUGGUGCCGCGCCUGCGCACGGCGCGCGCGGGCGUGCGGCGCGAGUGCGUGCGCGCCGCGCUGCACGCCGCCGCCGCGCGCCCGCCCCACGCGCACCGCGACAGGGACCAGCCGCACCAUCAGGUAACGCACCCCUCUCCCCUCUCCUCUCCGCGCGCGCGGCUGGGCCGGCUGGUGCCGCGCCUGCGCACGGCGCGCGCGGGCGUGCGGCGCGAGUGCGUGCGCGCCGCGCUGCACGCCGCCGCCGCGCGCCCGCCCCACGCGCACCGCGACAGGGACCAGCCGCACCAUCAGGUAACGCACCCCUCUCCCCUCUCCUCUCCGCGCGCGCGGCUGGGCCGGCUGGUGCCGCGCCUGCGCACGGCGCGCGCGGGCGUGCGGCGCGAGUGCGUGCGCGCCGCGCUGCACGCCGCCGCCGCGCGCCCGCCCCACGCGCACCGCGACAGGGACCAGCCGCACCAUCAGCAAAAUGCAAAACGCGCUGUAUUAGCGACAAAAAGCAGGCGGCCCCCGCCACCUGUUCACACCACGCCAAAUAAUAAAAAUGCAAGACUGAAGAAAGGUAUGAAGACGGCAAAACAGCGUCUCGGUAAAAUUCUAAAGAUACACAAAAUGAUAUAUUAA
This is a messenger RNA of Arctia plantaginis, 4287 nucleotides long. The record is from the annotation of a GenBank genome assembly. Lineage: Eukaryota; Metazoa; Arthropoda; Insecta; Lepidoptera; Erebidae.